This is a messenger RNA of Oryzias melastigma (Indian medaka), 4101 nucleotides long. RefSeq names its product integrator complex subunit 6 (gene ints6). The transcript has 18 exons. The coding region runs from base 363 to 2981 and encodes 872 amino acids. Gene Ontology annotation, cellular component: integrator complex. Gene Ontology annotation, biological process: snRNA 3'-end processing. Lineage: Eukaryota; Metazoa; Chordata; Actinopteri; Beloniformes; Adrianichthyidae. The record is from RefSeq and is a predicted model, not a curated record.
CCAGUGGAGAAAGCACAGCGCAUUCAGUGUAGGGAGAAGCAGGGACUUAUAGUAAGAGGGAACUUUGUUGCUAGGAAACUUAGAGAUAUUUACAAAAUAUUUUAAAAAUCAUCAAAAUCCCUCGUGAAGCAACAACGUGCCCCAAGGGUUUGAGGCUUUUAGUUUAGUUUGGCCGAAAUGGGCCUCUACAUUCACUAUUCUUACACUUUUUUUUUAAAGAAUGUGUGAGACAGGCAGUUAGCCACCUAGCUAGCUCACUAGCUGAGAGGUGUGACAGGCGGCAGGAGAACAAAAGAAUUUUUUUGUGCUUUGGUCGAGUGUACUGACACCAAGUCCAUGCAGAACGUGUCAUUACCACCACAAUGCCCGUUUUACUUUUUCUGAUAGACACGUCCGCUUCAAUGAACCAGCGCACCCAUCUGGGCACUACCUAUCUGGACAUAGCAAAAGGCGCUGUUGAGACUUUUAUGAAGCUCAGAGCGAGAGAUCCGGCGAGUCGUGGGGACCGGUAUAUGUUGGUAAAUUUUGAAGACGUUCCGUUCGGGAUAAAGGCUGGAUGGAAAGAAAGUCAUGCUACUUUUAUGACAGAAUUGAGGAAUCUCCAAGCAACUGGACUCACAUCUAUUGGCCAGUCAUUGAGGACGGCUUUUGAUUUACUUAACCUCAAUAGAUUAGUGACUGGGAUAGACAACUAUGGACAGGGAAGGAACCCCUUCUUCCUGGAACCUGCAAUCAUCAUCGCCAUCACUGACGGCAACAAGCUGACCAGUGGCAGCGGCGUCCAAGACGAGCUCCACCUGCCCCUGACCACUCCGCUGCCAGGUAGCGAGCUGACCAAGGAGCCCUUCCGCUGGGACCAGCGUCUGUUCGCACUCGUCCUGCGUAUCGCCGGUAACGCAUCGGUCGAACCCGAGCCCCUUGGUGGCGUCCCGUCGGAUGACUCUGCGAUCACCCCCAUGUGUGAGGUCACUGGAGGUCGUUCCUACAGCGUGUUCUCCCAGCGAAUGUUGAACCAGUGUCUGGAGUCUCUGGUGCAGAAAAUCCAGAGUGGAGUCGUCAUAAAUUUUGAGAAGACUGGGCCGGAUCCUCCGCCACUAGAGGACGCUCCAGCAGAGGCGCUGAAGUCUGGAAUACAGCCGUGGCACUGCUGUCACAAACUGAUCUAUGUACGGCCCAAUCCCAAAACCGGCGUUCCCAUCGGGCACUGGCCCAUUCCUGAGGCCUUCUGGCCGGACCAGAACUCCCCAACACUGCCUCCCCGCUCCGCCCACCCCCACGUGCGUUUCUCCUGUGCCGACGCCGAACCCAUGGUGAUCGACAAGGUGCCCUUCGACAAGUACGAGCUGGAGCCCUCGCCCCUCACUCAGUACAUCCUGGAGAGAAAAUCCCCUCACACCUGCUGGCAGGUGUUUGUAAGCAACAGUGCCAAAUACAGCGACCUGGGUCAACCCUUCGGCUACCUGAAAGCCAGCACGGCGCUGAAUUGUGUAAACCUGUUUGUAAUGCCCUACAACUACCCUGUGCUCCUGCCACUGCUGGAUGACUUGAUCAAAGUUCACAAGUUCAAGCCCACCAUCAAAUGGCGGCAGUCCUUUGAGACCUACUUGAAGACCAUGCCUCCUUACUACAUUGGGCCUUUGAGAAAGGCUAUGCGAAUAAUGGGCGCCCCCAACCUGCUGGCAGACAACAUGGAGUACGGCUUGAGCUACAGUGUGGUGUCCUACCUGAAGAAACUCAGUCAGCAGACUAAAAUCGAGUACGACCGCCUGAUCGCUUCAAUCGGUAAGAAGACGCCGCCCGAGGCUGGGAUCAAGGUGCGGUGGCGGGGAGGCGGGAUCUCCCUGGCUCAGCGCAGGGACUUCAUCCAGCAGCUGCAGAGUCUCACGGGAGACAGCCCCAUCGUUCCCAUGGAGCUCAACCCCAAAGAGUUUCAGGGGUUCCACCUGGCUCUGCUCAACAAGGGUCUAAAGCCCCAGAGCUUCAGGAAUCCUUACGACAUCCCUCGCAGCCACCUGCUGGACCAGCUCAGCCGAAUGAGGAGAAACCUGCUCAACAUGGGCGCCUGUGCGCUCCGAGGACAAGACUCAGACCAGCUCCACAGCGUGCCAAUCGCCCAGAUGGGAAACUACCAAGACUUCCUCAAAGCCGCUCCUCAGCCUCUCCGAGACGCAGACCCCGAACAGCCCAAACGUUUGCACACGUUCGGCAACCCCUUCAAGCUGGACAAGAAAGGCAUGAUGAUCGACGAGGCGGACGAGUUCGUCACCGGCCCUCAGAACAAGGGUAAACGACCAGGAGACAACAACAACGUCCCAGGCGGAGGCCCCAAAAGGCGGCGCUGCAUGUCGCCACUGCUGCGGCUGGGGAAGGCCUACACCCCUCCGGUCACUCCACCCGCGAGCCCCCGACACUCAACAGACAUAAUCGACGACGCACCAGAACCCGAUGUCAUCAUCAUCAACCACCUGAGCCCAAACCACUACAGCUCAGACGGGGGUUCUGACGUGGAUGAAAUGGAUCUCCCGUCGGCGCCCCCGGCUGUCCUGGAGAACCACACGCCCGCGGACCCUCAGCUCCCUCGACAAAAGGACGAGGCGCAGAACGGGCGGCCAAGCGCGGAUGAGCUGCCGCCGGGCAGCGAGGACAGAGAGGAGGUGGCGUUGAUAGGUUCGGAGGACCCCGGGUCGCGCUUCCUGUCCCCCGAGGCUCUGAAGAAGCACAUCCACAGCGAAACGACGAAGAUCAACAACGAGCUGAGGACGCUCAUCACCAAGGAGAUCAGGAAACCCGGCCGCUACUAUGAGAAGAUCUUCCUGCUGCUGAAGCAGAUCCAGGGCACGCUGGACACCCGGCUCAUCUUUGUGCAGAACAUCAUCAAAGAGGCGGCCAGGUUUAAGAAGCGCGUUCUGAUCGAGCAGCUGGAGAACUACAUGGAGGAGAUCCACAACAGAUCCAACAUGAACCACGUGGGCCCGCUCUGAGACCACACGAUAAUAAACCCCUCCACCACCUACGACGAGGGCGUGUUAUCCACCAAGAGGCAGACGGAGUAUUCGCUUAAGCGACAAGAUAAGCUCCUCCCCCAUCAUUUAUUUUCUUCAAAAGGAGGCGGGUCGUCUCUGACAUGGAUCCUCCAGAGUGUCGGAUGAACACAAGAGUGCAAUUUCUAGUCUCGAGAAUGUGAUCAACAGUGUUGGGGUCGAGUCUUUUCGUUUCGGGACAACUCAGGGUCAAAAGGGACGCCGAGGAAGCAUCGCCUAUUCGUUAACUGACAAAUCGGUUCCUUGUCAUUUUGUGUUCCAGUCGACUUAAACACUCCUGUAACCGAAGCACUUCACAUGGCUCUUAGAAAACUCAGACUCCACUCCUGAAAGUUAGCCGUCUCGCGGCCUGUGCUAGACGCACCUUUACGACAGAGUAAUAAUUUAAGUGUUGGAGAUGGUUUUUGGGUGUGUGCACACUUGGAAGGGUUUGGGAGAAAAAGAAAAACGCUCAGGAACUGAAAUGAAAUGCAUCAGUAUCAGCAAUAACAUUGGAGUCCCCCCAACUUCUUUUUUGUCUUUGUUUUGUCCUCUGAUGGAGUGUUGACCUGACAACUUGGAUUUAUACCAGCUUAUCUCAAUCAGCUGGUUGCUGCCAAAUGACUUAGCCCCGCCCCCUCCCCCAAAAAAGGAGAAAAAAAAAGUCCCAACUUGCCACAAAUCUCAAAUCAACCUCUCUUCUCUUAACUAUUCUUGCACUUGUGUACAUUUGAGAGUUCUUAUUUAAAGUAAUUUAAUUUUGUUCGGUCAGAGUUUUUCUCAAAUCUACACAAAAAUGUUAAAGUUAGAGACGUGUUGUUGAUUUGGGAUUCGGAAGGCAGCGCUCUUGCAUUCCCUCCCUCCUUGAACAGGGACCAAAAUCUGCCAUACUUGUCUUUGUUUGUGGAGAGAAAGCUACCAAAAGAGUAUUUUGAAUACACUGUAAAGAUGUAAAUAACCCUAGAGAACUAUUUAAAGAGAAUGUUCAUUGGAAAAUGGCCUUUUUGUAAGUAUUUCCAUGAAUAAAGUUUUCUAUUUUACACUGUGAAUGGCCAUGUAAAUAAAGUGUUCUGUAAACAAA